GAGCCAGAGCCAGUCUAGGUGUGGCUCUUGUUUAUCUGCUGCUGCAGACACUUGGAGAGAGUUUCAGUGGUGGAGACGAACGCGAGUUUUCGGUCACGUAAAGGUGAGGAUCUCAGUUGGAAGGAGUCCGCAGGAUCAUCACCAGGGGAGCGAGCAGAGAUGUCUUCCAGACCCAAAGGGAGUCCUCCUCCCUAUGAGGAGGACCAAGGAUAUAAUGGUCCUCCUGAGCCAGCCUACUCUUUCUACCCAGAUGAUGAGUUCCAGCACUUCUACCGCUGGUCGUCCCCCCCAGGCAUCCUUAAAAUCAUGGGUGUCAUUGUCAUCUUGUUGUGCGUUGCCAUAUUUGCCUGCGUUGCCUCUACACUAGCGUGGGACAGUCAGGGAGCCAUGGCUGGGUAUGGUGGGUAUGGCGGGUACAGCGGUGGAUACAGCGGUGGGUACAGCAGCUUUGGAGGCGGGGGUUAUGGAGUUGCAAACAAUUAUGGCUACGGCUCGCUUGGAGGAAAUUAUAAUGACCCCCGUACAGGCAAAGGAUUCAUUAUUGCAAUGGCGGCCAUCAUCUUCAUCUUCACCCUGGGCACCUUCAUCAUCAUUGUGUCUCACCAGGGCCUAUCAGAAAGCAGGAGGUUUUACCUGGCUGUUAUUAUCAUCUGUGCCAUUCUAGCUCUGUUUAUGCUUAUUGCUACGAUAGUGUACCUGAUGGCAAUAAACCCCACUGCCCAGGCUACUGGCUCCAUUUACGGCAACCAGAUAGCCGGUCUGUGCGCUCAGUACCAACAGCCCCAGCUCUCAGGAGCGUUUGUGAACCAGUACCUGUACCACUACUGUGUGGUAGAGCCACAAGAGGCCAUCGCUGUGGUGUUUGGCUUCCUGGUGACCGGCGCUCUGAUCAUCAUGCUCGUCUUUGCGCUCAAGACUCGCCAGAAAAUUCAGAGCUACGGCAAGAGCAACAUCUUAUGGAAGAAAGUAAAGGUCAUAGAUGAUAUGUCACCACCUGAGGAUGUGGAAGCAUGGGUGAACAAUGUGUCGGCUGCACCUGAAGAGAUGCCGAUUUCAGACUACCCAGAGAAGCUGAGAGGCUCCAGGAGCUACCUGGAUGAUGACAGCACCAACUAUGAAAAACCACCUUUAAGCUACACUCCACAACCUGUAGCGGAAGCUCUGCCUCUACAAAACGUGGUUCCUUACAGCGGCGGCUCGGAUAUCAUGAGUUCAGCUGGACGGCCCAAGAAGAAGCGUCCAGGACGUCCUCGUCGCACAGAUGGACAGGAUUACGACACAGACUACAACUCCUCCGGGGACGAGCUGGACGACAAUGACUUUGACAGUGAAUAUCCCCCGAUAGCAAACGAGCAGGAACGCAACAACUACAAGCGUGAGUUUGACCGCGACCACCAGGAGUACAAGGACCUGCAGGCAGAGAUGGACGUCAUCAACAAAAACCUAUCUGACGUGGACAGAGAGCUGGAUCAGCUGGAGGAGGGAAGUCCACAGUACCUGGAUGCCAUGGAUGAAUACAACAGGAUAAAGGACAUUAAAAAGUCUCCAAAUUAUCUGGUGAAGAAGCGCAGGUGUAAAUACCUGAAGCAAAAACUGAACCACAUCAAGAAGAUGGUUGCUGAUUUCGACCGUCGGACCUGAGAGUGUGUGUUUUAGGAUCAACGUGUCUUUCGGCUCAGUCAGGUUAACGCUCGUGGAAGGUCCGCAGACCCUAAAGGACGAAGCUACAGUAAUUUACAGCAGGCGUCUGGAGGUUCAUCCAGGCUGGUGCUCUUUUAGCCCUGCUGAAUCAAUCACUGUUCUUAUGCCAUUGUUUGUAUUAUGAGUGAAUAUUUAUAUUUAUAUUACCUAAUGUGAUCUAAAUACAGUUUCUGCAAAACAGAAAUACAAGAAAAGCACAUAGCUUGCAGUUUUUAAUCAUGUUUUUGACAGUGAAUCUGCUUUAACCGACUUUUAUUCCUUAUUUUCUUUGUAAUAUAAGCAUGUAAAUACUUGGGAUCAAUUGCAGUUUUUAGUGGUCACAUGUUUUUUUUUCCCUGUAGGACAGACUGUUUGAUAUGAUUGUACAUUCAAUGCAGUGCGAUGAUUUUGGCACAGCUUCGUGCUGCAUUUUUUAAAUUGUAAUAAAAUCAUUUAUUGAAAACGUUUAAA
Nothobranchius furzeri (turquoise killifish) is the source of this 2151-nucleotide messenger RNA. RefSeq names its product occludin a (gene oclna). The record is from RefSeq and is a predicted model, not a curated record. Gene Ontology annotation, cellular component: apical plasma membrane; cytoplasmic vesicle; bicellular tight junction. NCBI's taxonomy places the organism in Eukaryota, Metazoa, Chordata, Actinopteri, Cyprinodontiformes, Nothobranchiidae. Gene Ontology annotation, biological process: bicellular tight junction assembly.